UGUGUGUGUGUGUGUGGGGGUUUUGUCUGAAGAGGAAGUUCUGUGCUGCUUUGCUCACCGUAGACCACCACCUCUCUCUUAGCGCACAGACACACCUUCCAGAAGAAGACAACCUGGUUGCCAUGGCAUUCUCCGGUGCUGGCGUGAUCCGCGAGGAGCAGCUGCAGUGUCCAAUCUGCCUGCAGCUGCUGGCCAACCCGGUCACCACCUCCUGCGGCCACAACUACUGCCAGGCCUGCCUGGGUCAGUACUGGGACAAGACCGCUCACGGCUGGCGCUGCCCGCUCUGCAAGGAGGCCUUCGCCCAGCGGCCCGCGCUCCGUAUCAACACCACCCUGCGUGACAUGGUGGAGCUGUUCCGUCAGAGCGCCGCCCACACCGACGCCGAGCUUGGCCCCGCCCCUGGUCCAGAGGGCUCAGCAUGAAUCCCUCGUCCCACUCGGCGCUGCCGGGGGUGGCGUCUCCGCGCCCUCAAGUCCUGCCUGGACUGCGGCACGUCGUUCUGCGCGCUGCACCUGGAGCUCCACCAGAGGGCGCCGGCGCUGCAGAGGCACGUGCUCAGUGAGCCGCUACAGGACCUGGAGGGGCGCGUGUGCCAGAAGCACCGGCGGCCGCUGGAGCUGUUCUGCAGGGACGACCACACGUGUGUGUGCCAGUUCUGCACCGAGGGAGAACACAAGAACCACAGCACGGUUCCCCUGGAAGAGGAGGGCAAGGACAGGAAGACUAAGCUGGGGAAGACUCAAGCAGAGCUUCUGGAGAUGAUUCUGGAGCGGCUGGAUAAGAUCAGCGAGAUCAAACACUCUGUGGAGCUCAGGAAGAAGAGCACAGAGGAGGAGCUGGCAGCGAGUGAGCAGCUGUGUGCGUCGGUGGUGCGCUGUGUGGAGCGGAGCCGUCGGGAGCUGGAGGAGGACCUGAGGGAGGACCAGGAGGCGGCGGAGAGGGAGGCGGAGGAGAUGGUGGCGCAGCUGCAGCAGGAGAUCACCUCCCUCAAGACCCGCAGCACCGACACCGUCCACCUGCUCCACACCGAGGACAACCUACACCUGCUGCAGGCAGACCCGGCACUGUGCUGCCCUCCAGAGACGCGCAGCUGGGCCGGCGUGAGGGUGAACACACACGUGUGUGUGGAGGCCGCCAUGGUCAAGAUGGAGAAGACGCUCAGGGACCAGCUGCAGAGCAUCCCACAGAGGAAACUCAGAAGGAUCCAGCAAUAUGAAGUGGACGUGACGCUGGACCCCGUGACAGCGCACCCCAAGCUGCUGCUGUCUGCUGACCGCAAGCAGGUGCGGUGCGGAGACAAGCCCCAGAAGGUCCCCCCGAGCCCCCUGCGCUUCGACAGCUGUGCCUGCGUACUGGCCACACAGCGCUUCGCCUCAGGAAGACACUACUUCCAGGUCCGCGUGGGCGGUAAGACGGGCUGGGGAGUGGGCGUGGCCAGUGAGGCGCUGCAGCGUAAGGGGGAGGUGUGUGUUUCUCCGGAGGAGGGCGUGUGGACACUGGUGCUGAGGGCGGGGCCAGAGUACUGGGCUGCUGACCACACCCCCCAGCGCCUGACCCCGUGCGGAGAGCUGCGGACGCUGGGUGUGUUCCUGGACUACGAUGGCGGCCGAGUCGCCUUCUACGACGUGGAGAACACCGCGCUGCUCUACGCCUUCACACACCUCACCUUCACCGACAGGCUCCACCCCUUCUUCAGCCCCUACAACAACGAUGGCGGGGGAAACUCCGCCCCUCUUGUCAUCACGCCUGUCAAUCACACGACAUGAGUGCCAAACCUGCUGUUUACAAACAACGUUCUACUUUUACUUUAACAAUGCCUGAAGUAAUAACAGUGAAUAAAAAUAUAACAAAAAUGUGAA
Molecule: messenger RNA, 1862 nt
Organism: Alosa alosa (allis shad)
Lineage: Eukaryota; Metazoa; Chordata; Actinopteri; Clupeiformes; Clupeidae
Product: E3 ubiquitin-protein ligase TRIM39-like
Exons: 12
Molecular function (GO): protein binding; zinc ion binding
Source: RefSeq, a predicted model, not a curated record